AUGGCAUACGGGCAUGCGAACAGAUAUAAAAGGGCUCGACUUUGCGCAUUAGUACCGUGUCGCUCGCGGAUGGCUGAGUUUAGUAGAAGUAUUUUGAUCGAGUACGACGUAACACAUUCUGAUGAUUAUAAUUCGGUUUUAGAAUUCGUCCUUAAUCAUUACUAUCGCGAUGAACCGAUGAAUAAUUCGUAUAUUUAUGGAAGUAACCCAGCAGAGGAUGACGUCGAGUUUUCAGUUUCGUUUAUGUUUAAGGGAAUGGCGAUUAAAGCAGUUGACCGUAGUCGAGGAAAUCAUUUGAUUGGAAUCUCAAUUGCCAAUCCCAUUUACCCGGGGUACGUCGAUGACUUAUUGCAAGCGGCGAAACUUGCUAAAACUCGAAAAUGGAGUGACAGCUUGAAGCUUCUAGCACGUCUACAACAAUCUGUGAACGUAUUGGAGCGGUUCAACGUUCCCAAAUGCUAUGAUAUCGAGAUAGUGGCCGUCGAUCCAGAAUAUAGAGGUCAUUCGAUUGGAGCGAAACUUUUCGAGAGACAAUUCGAAAGAGGAAGGGAUCUUGGAUAUCCAUUAGCUAGCGCAGAUUGCUCAAGCUACUACUCGGCACGGAUUGCAGAGCGUGUUGGAAUGACGUGUGUUGGACGGCUCGCUUAUGUAGACUACCGAGAUGAGCACGGAGUGCAAUUGUUUCAACCAAGUGCUCCACAUCUGGAAAUUCAAACUUUUGCGAAAAGGCUGUGACUAUUGAUUAUAGCAUUAGCCGGGUAAAUAACAAAGUUUUAGUAAUCUAUUGAACAACGCUCCCACUCUUAGGUCGACAUAUUUGGAACAGCUAACGCGCCCUGAUACUCCUCCUCAGUGUAAAGUGGUGCCAAAAUCACAGCAGAAAUUGGUGGCUAUGAUACCUGAUUCAAAAUCAUGAUAAAUAUAAGUGCUGUUUAAAUUUAUAUUUUGAAAA
Molecule: messenger RNA, 952 nt
Organism: Wyeomyia smithii (pitcher-plant mosquito)
Lineage: Eukaryota; Metazoa; Arthropoda; Insecta; Diptera; Culicidae
Product: arylalkylamine N-acetyltransferase-like 2
Exons: 2
Coding region: 1-735 (244 amino acids)
Molecular function (GO): N-acetyltransferase activity
Source: RefSeq, a predicted model, not a curated record